Klebsormidium nitens is the source of this 831-nucleotide messenger RNA. The record is from the annotation of a GenBank genome assembly. Lineage: Eukaryota; Viridiplantae; Streptophyta; Klebsormidiophyceae; Klebsormidiales; Klebsormidiaceae.
GAAGGACCCGCCAUGCAGCACAGCUAGUACCUAGGGUAUCAUGCUGCAUGCAGGCUAUUCUGGUAUCCUGGAACCCUAAACUGGAAGUUGAACUUCAACUGGGUUCCAUUCAAAUGGGUUCCAUUCGUGGUCAGGAAUGGUGGCGUUGCUGCAACUUGAAGUUGAAGCACGAAAUCAGUGUCUCCUCAGUGUCUUUGCCGCCAUAUGUUUUGUCUACAAGCAUUCAGAGCGCUUGGCAGGCCAGGCCAGAGUGCGGUGAGACACAAUUCGCCUUGGUUGCAGGGACAAAGCCUCCUUUUCCUUUUUCUCCUCGCCGGAAGGUAGCACUUGUUAGAACCAAGGUGGAGGCAAACGAAGGUGAAAUCUGACCUUAACGUUUUCGCAAUGGAGGAUGGCAUUACUGCAAUCCAAUCAGCGUUUUGGGAGCUGGCAUCGUCAAUAUUCUUUCUCUUGGAGACGAAGGGACAGACCACCGCCAGAAGCGGGCCAGGACAAGAGGAAUCUGACAGUAGGAGGAUCCUAGCAGACCUGCAUUGGAACAUUCAGAGACUUCAGAAGUCAUGUGACAUGGUUCGACAAACGAUUCAACUGGCGAGAAAAAAAUCAAGUCUAGAAAAUCGUCCCAGCCAGCAUGAGCAAGAAACUUCGGACCAUAGAUUGCUUGAGGGGAGUCAUUCUGGAGUUGGGAGUGGUGUGGAACUCAACACAGAGAAGCUACAAGCAUUGUUAUUGGAUCUGCAGGAAGUAGUAGCUCGGACCAGUAUACCCGUUCGGGUGCCGAAAGCGAUUCUUUGAAGAUAUUCACUUCAUGAAACGAAUGGUUGUGACGAG